Molecule: messenger RNA, 1901 nt
Organism: Pocillopora verrucosa
Lineage: Eukaryota; Metazoa; Cnidaria; Anthozoa; Scleractinia; Pocilloporidae
Source: RefSeq, a predicted model, not a curated record
UCGGAAAUGCUCGUAUUACGUCCGAUCGCUCUGAAAUUCCGACUGUGGCAAGUAAACAUUCUAAGCCAAUCACAUAGCAAAUGUUAGCUCCGAACUAUCAAAAUUGACCUUUGGAGCCCUUUCCGGAAAUCAUUUUCGUACGACUUCAAUCUGCGAUAAUGGCGUCUGGUGCGAAGCGCCAGAGAUACAGCGUAGCUGAGGCUUUAGACAUCAUUUUUGACGAUGGAAGUGAGCAUGGUGGUAUGUCUAGUGGUGAGGAAUCUGAACUAGACAGAAAACUGGAAAAUCCUAGCGAAGAAUCGAGGCGGCUUGUAUUGAGACGGUUGAAAUCUCCUGUGAGAAUAAUCCCACAGUUGGGAAGUGCAGCUUCUGCCAAAGUUAGACUUUCGAGGAAUGGUCAUUCAGGAUAUGGGGAUCGGAUUCGGCGGGACUGGUCCGACCGGGGUAGUAAACAAGGCCAAAUAUUAUACACGAAAACCCGCGAGGGGUUCUUGGUGGAUUAAGCUUCAGCCAUAUUAUUUCGUGAUCGUUGCAGCAUUGUAAAUUUUCGGGGAUUUCGAACUUGAUAUGAUCUUGAAUGUAUAUACAUACGCCGCCAUGUUCGUGAGAGGAUCGAUCUUUCUGGACGAUAUUAUAACCGUCAGUGUUUACAACAGAGUCAUUAAUAUGUUGUUUCAGCCAAGAUUCCACGAUGCAUCCGACCUGGACGUUUAGCCGUAAUAAGAUUUCUUUAACCUUAUCUAGCUUCGGAACUAAGGACAUAGUAUUCGCUAGCAUUACUCUAAGGACGAAAUGGACUGACGCUCGGUUUUGAUGGCUAGGUUUCGUCUUGGAAACUGCGACAAGGUUGUUAAAAUUCACUCCUCGCGUUAGGUGCAGAUUUGCAUACUGAAAACAUGGUGACGAAAUCAUAGGAAUGUUAAACUGUUUCCUAGCUUCUUCGGCUCUUGUCUUCACGCUAGCUCUUCUCCCUCUCUUCGGAUAGCCUACGGCCAUCGUAAAGGGGAAAGAGUGAGUCACUUCGUUAGAAAAGAAUCCGUGAAGAGAUGUAACUCCGCUCCGUUGACUCUGCGAGGGUUGUGAUGCUUGAGCGGUUCCAAGGAUUGCGAUGAAAAUUACUCCAAAAUGGAGCUCAAAACGGACUACAUACGAACAGAAAGGGCGCACAUACGUUCCAGAAAUCAUUUAUCGUGAGAUGUGGCUUGUGGAAAAGACUGGAGUGGAGAUUUUAGUUGAAAUUACGAGGCGAACUCUAAGCGCGUGCAGCCGUUAUCGGCGCCUACAUGAACGAAGCUUUGGCAACUGGAACAGUGCAGACACUGCGCACAUCAGCAAACACUGAUCGGUUUAUAGAUAAAUGACGGCAGGGAAAUUUUGAGGGCUCUAUUUUUCCUGAAGGUACAUUAAGAAAUCAACAAAAGAGAAAAGAAAAUAGAAAAAACCGAACUCCGAUUAGCGUUUCAAAGUGUAAUUUACGGCAAUUUCGCUCUCGUGUAUAUGAUGAAUGAUCAUGCUGCCCCACGCUGCGAACAGAGAAGUUGUCAAUCUUUUCAUUAGUUUUCUUUGGUGAAGCAGUAAAGCAUUAUACCAACCAUGAAGGGGUCUUUGUUUUCGGGGGUCUUCGUUUUCGCCACAGCUGGUUCCUGAUCUCUUUCUCUCCGGCUAUAGCUUUAAUAUUUCUCCGAUACUAAGUUGAAGAACACUUGUGGUAACCCACUUAUCAAUUAGGUCGGAGACCAUGGCAACUUUGAACGCACUUUGCUUGAUGGGGCUGGAUGUACAAUGUUUGCGAAAUUGAGCCUGUUGCCUUCGUGAAAAAUAGAAACCCGGAGUCGUGCGAUCGGUAAACGUUUCUGUUUACCGGUUCCACCACAUCUUCUAAGUUUGAAUUCAAAAUGUGG